Molecule: messenger RNA, 866 nt
Organism: Periophthalmus magnuspinnatus
Lineage: Eukaryota; Metazoa; Chordata; Actinopteri; Gobiiformes; Gobiidae
Product: transcription factor HES-5-like
Exons: 2
Coding region: 7-372 (121 amino acids)
Biological process (GO): regulation of neurogenesis; regulation of transcription by RNA polymerase II; anterior/posterior pattern specification
Cellular component (GO): nucleus
Molecular function (GO): RNA polymerase II cis-regulatory region sequence-specific DNA binding; protein dimerization activity; DNA-binding transcription factor activity, RNA polymerase II-specific
Source: RefSeq, a predicted model, not a curated record
CCACACAUGGCUCCUACAAUCACUGCAGCAAUGGGCCCCUCUCAGGAGUACCUCAGUGUCUCUCACAAGUUGCGAAAGCCUAUGGGGGAGAAGCUGCGCAGAGAGAGGAUCAACAGCAGUACUGAGCACCUCAAGUCUCUCCUGUGUGCAGAGUUCCUCCAACAACAGCCAGACUCCAAGCUAGAGAAAGCAGACAUCCUGGAGAUGACCGUCACUGUGCUCACAUGUCUGCAGCAGCAGAAUAAGACACACUUCCCGUCCCAGAGCCACAUGAAGAGCCUUCAGCAGAGCCACUGCACUGAGUUGUACAACCACAACACCACCUGCAAAGACAAGAGUCCAGUGAGCAGCUCCCCCUGGAGGCCGUGGUAGAGCCUGCACUGUGCUCAGACUGACACAGUAACUAUAGACCACACUGGUUUGAGAUCCUCAGAGUUCUUCUGCAUUUAAAAAUCUCUUGGACGGAUGUUUUGUAUUAGUAAGACAUGUUGCAUUUCCUGUGGAAAUGUUGGUCAAGACUGGACUGAAUUUACUUGAAUUCAAAAAGUUCUUCAACUGAAAAGUUCUAUCGAAUUUAAGACAUUUUCUUCUGUGUUAGCAGAAGUCAUGGAUUGUCAAUAAUAUAUUUCCUAUUGAAAUCAUUUGACAUAUUCAACUUUCAUUUGAAAGAUACUUUAUCAUACAUGUUGUAUGAAUCUGAAUGAUUUUGUGUUGUUUUAAACAGAAGCAAAUGUCAUGUCACACAUUAGUUUUAUAAUGAGUAUUUCUCCUGUAAGUGGGAGUGUUCUGCUGUAUGUUAUUUUUCUCUGAUGAAAUCUGUGCUUGAUCCAGUGUAAACUUGGUCACAUAUUGGUUUUAUGUUGUAG